Messenger RNA from Macadamia integrifolia, 1561 nucleotides. RefSeq names its product fasciclin-like arabinogalactan protein 7. The coding region runs from base 404 to 1195 and encodes 263 amino acids. NCBI's taxonomy places the organism in Eukaryota, Viridiplantae, Streptophyta, Magnoliopsida, Proteales, Proteaceae. The transcript has 3 exons. The record is from RefSeq and is a predicted model, not a curated record.
GUAAAGGAAAUAGAAUCUGGUAGAACCUCUCCCCAACCAAACAAGGCCUUAAGAGUACCCACCUCUCUUCUUCCUUCACCAGCUGCUUCACCCAAUCUCAUGCUCUGUACUCCAUAUUCUUCUCAUUCCUAGCUCCUCUCUUUUAUAUAAUCUCUCUCAUUUCAAUCCCUCUUGUCAUCUAACAGUUUUCCAUGUUUCAUUCUCUCUCUCUCUCUCAAUUCCUCUUGUCAGCUGUUGUUGCAGCAAUUGAAAAGGAAAGUGGGGUUUUAUAAAGGAACCUUCUUCCUCUACUAUUCCAUGUCCUCACAAGUGUGGAACCAAGAUAGAAGGAUUUUUUGGUGAAAGGAGGAGAUCACAGAGAGAAGUAAGGAAAAACAAAACAAACAAAAGGGGAAGAAGAACAAUGGCAGUGAACAUGAUUUUCAUGGUUAUCAGUUUACUAGUCAUGUUGAGUUCUCCAUUUACAAAUGCACAGCCUGUUGUAUCUCAGGCAUCCAGCCCAACUCCGGCACCGGUACCAGCACCAGCACCAGCACCAGCACCAGCACCGGAUUACGUCAACCUCGCCUAUCUAUUGUCUGUAGCUGGACCAUUCCACACCUUCCUCAACUUACUUCAAUCAACAAAAGUGAUCAAAACAUUCCAAGACCAAGCCAACAAUACUGAACAGGGUAUAACCAUUUUUGUUCCUACAGACAGUGCCUUCUCAUCUCUUAAAAAGCCUUCCCUCUCAAAUCUCACUCAAGAUGAGAAAAAGUCACUUGUCCUCUUCCAUGGCUUGUCCCAAUUUUACACUCUAUCUGAUUUCAAUAGCCUGAGCCAAUCAAGCCCUGUAACAACAAUGGCAGGUGGGGAGUACACUUUGAAUUUCACAGAUGCCUCAGGAACUGUUCACCUUAGCUCAGGAUGGACCAACACCAAGGUGAGCAGCAGUGUACAUUCUACAACCCCUGUUUCAUUGUUUCAGGUUGAUAGGGUCCUCCUUCCUGAAGCAAUCUUUGGUCAAGCUCCUCCUCCAGCCCCAGCUCCGGCACCAUCUCCUGAGAUUGCUCCAACUGCUGAUACUCCUCCAAGCCGAAGCUCCCAGGGGAUUUCUCCACCUUCACCUGCCUCUUCUUCUCACAGGAUCAUCACCUGGGGUGCCUUGCUUUACUUGGCUUUGGGAAUUUCAGGUGGAUUGAUCUUAUUCUUUUAAAAGAGGAGGUGCUUAAUUAUGUGGACUACUUGAGUGUCUUAAUUUAUAUUGAGAGGAGAGAGAGAGAGUUUAGUCAUCUUUGAUCUUUCGUUCCACUUCUUUCAGUUGAGUCAUUUUUUGUGAACAUAAUAAUGUGUUAUAUUGAAAUUAAGUUGGAGUAUAUGGUUCCUUUCUUUUGUCACAUAUGUAAUUCUUCUGUUCAAAAUCCAAGCUUGGACUAUUAGAUUCUGUCUGAAUCAAGAACUGGGUCAGGUCUAGAUUGUGCAAUUUGAACAAUGUAAGAUGGCUUGUUCCUCUUUUUGGACUAUGAAAUUGUUUUAAACAGGAACUUAAUUGUAUUGGGUUCAUGUUUUUUUGCUUGUCAAA